Molecule: messenger RNA, 2292 nt
Organism: Monodelphis domestica (gray short-tailed opossum)
Lineage: Eukaryota; Metazoa; Chordata; Mammalia; Didelphimorphia; Didelphidae
Biological process (GO): regulation of DNA-templated transcription
Source: RefSeq, a predicted model, not a curated record
CAUUUCCUUCUUUUCUCUUCCCGGAAGUCGUCCCCUCAGCACUCUUUGGACCGUGACGAGCCGGCGCCGGAGCCAGAUUCUUAAAUCCUGAGGUCUGCCAGGCCAAGACUCCUCGUUUACAACAAGAGGGAGCAUUGUGGACUGGAAGGAGAGCAUGGCCCCUGUGGUCCUCAUCGCCAGGAUUCCCCAGGAAUGGGUGACAUUCAAGGAUGUGGCUGUGGAUUUCACUCCGGAGGAGUGGGGGCACCUCAAUCUCUCUCAGAAGGAGCUGUACAGGGACGUGAUGCUGGAGAACUUUAGGAACCUGCUCUGUCUGGGGCUUGCUGUGUCUAAACCAGAUGUGAUCUCCCAGCUGGAGCGAGGGGAAGCACCUUGGAUGGCAGGGGGAGAAGGCCCAAGAUGCAGGUGUGCAGAUUUGAAAACAAUACCUGAAAACAAAGAGUCAUCUCCAAAGUUGGGCAUUUGUACAGAAAAAUCAUCCCAGAAAACAGUUACAAAGCAUUGCCUUUGGGUACCCAAAGUUGAAGAAGCCUGGCAGUGUGAUGCCUGGUUGGAAGAGAAGCAGAGAAAUGAAAAGAAACAUCUUCAGCAAUUCAAGGUCAACACAAGGAAUCCUCCCAAUAAAAAAAGAGGCCAGGAAUGUAAUAAAUGUGGGCAACACUUCAGUCUAGGGCCAAUCCUUUUUCCACAGAGAAUUUCUGUGGAAAAGAUUCUCUAUCAGUGUGAUGUGUCCAGAAAGAGUUUUGGUUUGUAUUCAGAGCUGAAUAAAAGUCACCAAAUCUGUUCAAAGAAGAGUGUUUGUAAGCACGACAAACUUGGGAAAUCCUCCACUUGUGACUCUGACUUUACUGAGUAUUAUCAGCUAAACCCUGGAGACAAAGCUUAUGAAUGCAAUGAAAACGGGGAAGCCUUUUACAGUAGCUCCUCUAUAAUUUCUCUUCAGGCAGUGCAGGCUGGAGAGAAACUGUAUGAAUGUGAUGAAUGUGGGAAAGCCUUUGGUCGGAGUACACAUCUUAUUCGACAUCAAACAAUUCAUACUGGAGAGAAACCAUUCAGAUGUAAUGAAUGUGGGAAGACCUUCCGACAGAGUGCACAACUUACCCGACAUCAGAUAAUUCAUACUGGAGAGAAACCGUAUAGAUGCAGUGAGUGUGGGAAGGCCUUCAAACACAGCUCAUCCCUUGCUUCUCAUCAUAGAAUUCAUAGUGGGGAGAAACCUUAUGAGUGUAAUGAAUGUGGGAAGACCUUCCGUGAGAGCUCACACCUUACACGACAUCAGAGAAUUCAUACUGGAGAGAAACCUUAUCAGUGUAAAGAAUGUGGGAAGGCCUUUAGCCGGAGCACUGAACUUACUCGACAUCUGACAGUUCACACAGGAGAGAAACCUUUUGAAUGCAGUGAAUGUGGGAAGGCCUUUCCCCAGAGGACACAACUUACCCAGCACCAGAGGAUUCAUACUGGGGAGAAACCAUAUGAAUGUAAUGAGUGUGGAAAGGCCUUUUGUCUGAGCUUACAACUUAACCGACAUCAGAGAAUCCAUACUGGAGAGAAACAUUAUGAAUGCAAUGAAUGUGGAAAGGCCUUUAACUACAGUUCGUCUCUUUCUUACCAUCGCAGAAAUCAUACCAGUGAGAAACCAUAUGAAUGUAGUGACUGUGGGAAGGCCUUCAAUCGCAGCUCAUCCCUUGCUUCUCACCAGCGAAUUCAUACUGGAGAGAAACCUUAUGAAUGUAACAAAUGUGGGAAGGCCUUCUGCCAGAGCACACAGCUUACUCGCCAUCAGAGAAUUCAUAUUGGGGAAAACCCUCAUGAGUGUAAUAAAUGUGGAAGGACUUUUAGCCAGCACAUACAACUUAGUGAGCACCAGAGCAUUCAUGUUGGAGACAAACCUUAUGAAUGUACUAAGUGAGGGUUGGUCUUUGGCAAAAGCAAAUAUCUUUCCCAACAUUUUAGAUACUUCAUACUAGAAAGAGGAACUUUACAAAUAAACUAUGUGCAAGACUCUUCUUCAUCCAGAGCACAGAACUUAAUACAUUAUUUCAGAGGAUUUAUGAAUAAAGCCUUACAAAGUCCAUGUUUCCCCCAGAUCCACAUAAAAUCCCACUACUUCCUCAGUCUAUCUUAGUCACAAAACAGUCAGUUUGGUCUUUCCACUUGCAAGGAGUAAAUGCUCUGCUCUUCUCAGGGAUAUGCUCACCAAAAUUAGUCAACAUGUAGUAGGAAGGUAAUGUUUUGGGUUGGAGUCUGAAAUGUAUUAUGUGUAUAAUAUAUGAAUAAAGGAAUAUAAUGUUA